AUGCCGAAGCUUAAAUUGUGCGUUACCCCACCUUGUGAAGCACCCCUGGUAGUCAGUCAGGUCGUCGCGGUUUAUUACACGCUGACCACAGAAUCAGCCGGUCGUUCAUUCAUCCUCUUGGGAAUUAUGAAUAUCAAUUUUAGGGAAGAACUGGCGGCGAAGCUGAAUGCUGGACCCAUAUUCCCCUUUGGCGGAGGUGCUCAUCGCUUCGGUGCUCAACCCACGGUAACGACAGAGCACACCUCCAUCGCCUCUGGUGAUACUACUCCCGGGUCUUUGUCGCCUGGGUCGCCUUCUACUGUUGGGUCCGUGGUUAGAGACUUUACCAUUUUAUCUCCCAUCUGA
Molecule: messenger RNA, 345 nt
Organism: Hydatigera taeniaeformis
Lineage: Eukaryota; Metazoa; Platyhelminthes; Cestoda; Cyclophyllidea; Taeniidae
Source: the annotation of a GenBank genome assembly